Messenger RNA from Anolis sagrei ordinatus, 1744 nucleotides. The record is from RefSeq and is a predicted model, not a curated record. NCBI's taxonomy places the organism in Eukaryota, Metazoa, Chordata, Lepidosauria, Squamata, Anolidae.
CUCCGAUACUACCCCCUCCGCCCCCUCUUCCUCCGCCACCUUCCCCUAGGCUGCAAGGGCCACAGCUACUGAAAGCUGCCUUGGAACAAACUGAUCCUGGGGACCAUGAUGGGAUUCAGGAGCUCCUGAAGCACAGGAAAGCCAGCUUCAGUGAGCAUUUAAAGUGGCUUCUUUUCAACAACCCUGUGCCUUCCUUAAUCCAGGAGGGUCCCCAGUGUGGUCUGGUCGCCCUAUGGAUGGCUGGUGCCUUGCUUUCUCUGCCCAGACCGGUUUCUUUGGAGAGAAUUGUGCAGGUGGCUUUGGAAAGAGGCUACACGGCUCAGGGAGAAAUGUUCUCAGCGGCUGACAUGGCCAAAUUGGCUCUGGAGGUGUUUCCUUGCCAAACGGAGCUGCUGUCAGGAGGGCUGGAGGGAGACAACCGCAAAAGGAUCCUUCGACAUCUGAGCGCUGGCUUCCCUGUGCUGAUCCCCUAUGAUGAAGACUCCAACCAUGAACCCUGCUUCCGGGGCGGCUACAAGGCUCACUGGGCCAUUGCUUCAGGAGCUUUGCUUGGUCUGAAGCGUGGCUCCCAGCUCCCUCCUUGCCAGGAAGACAAAGAGAUCCUAGGACUUUUCCACGCCAGCCCUUCUACGUCAUCCUUCCCUUUGGAUUCGGUGGCCGAGACCUAUUUGCUGUCCAAGCAGGGCAAAAGCUGCCGAUAUCAGCUGUGGAACUACACUCUGCUGCAAGAGAGCAAUGCCCAGCUGACGGACUUCAGCCCCAAAAGGGCAGCGGAUGGCAAGGUCUAUAUUGUGCCCGCAGGCGGUGUGCGGGAAGGGCUGUGUGGAAAGGCAGUGCUGCUACGGCCAGAAGGAUCAGAGAUCCGCAAGCCAAACUGAAUGGUCAUCACUGGAAGGGUGCAGGGGGUGCUUUCCAAGGUUUUGGACAGCCAUGGCCUUUACAGGACUGUUUUUUUAAAGACACAGAUUCAUAGGGGGCAGAACUAUAAGAAAAGUGGGAUCUUCAUGGAACCUCCAGUACCAGGGAUUGCCUUUUUGUAGGGUAUUUAUGAAUUGUUUGCCUUCAAGUUGUUUUCUGCUUUGUGUCAACCCUAAAGUAAAUCUCUCACAAUGUUUCCUUGGCAAGAUAUGCUCAGAAGAUAAUAUCUCAGAAAUUUUAAAAAUUAACUGGGUAUUUUUAUUACAAAAAUGAAGCACUGAAAGGGUUAAAUGGAUGCAAUGACUCGGCAAUAUAAGCAGGUGUGAUUGUAGCUUAGUCUGUGAGAGGAGUCUGUGGGAAAAGGGCCUCAGUGUUAGUAGGCCUCAGUAUGAGGGUUAGUUCGCCUCAGAGUGAGGCCUCAGGAUGAGAAGGCCUCAGUAUGUGAGAGACGUCAGUCUGAGAGAGGCCUCAGGAUGAGAGUGGCCUCAGGAUGAGAGAGGCCUCAGAAUGAGAAGGCCUCAGUAUGUGAGAAAUGUCAGUCUGAGAGAGCCCUCAGUGUGAGAUAGACCUCAGAGUGAGAGAGGCCUCAGGAUGAGAAGACCUCAGUUCACCUCAGUAUUGUGAGAGACAUCAGUCUGAGAGAACCCUCAGUGUGAGAGAGGCCUCAGAGUGAGAGAGGCCUCAGGAUGAGAAGGACUCAGUUCACCUCAGUAUGUGAGAGAUGUCAGUCUGAGAGAGGCCUCAGAGUGAGAGAGGCCUCAGUUCACCUCAGUAUGUGAGAGACGUCAGUCUGAGAGAGCCCUCAGUGUGAGGCCUGAGUGAGAGA